UUCGAAUGAAUGUUUACAAAUGGCGGACCGUACGGAAUUGUUCCCUUCCAAUAUCUGAGUUGUAAUUUCUUAAACAAAAUAAACGAGUUUAUUAAAUACGUGACGAUUAAUUACAAAUUAAAACAUAUCUUGUAGAGAAAACAAAAUGACAUCAACUGUUGAAAUACCUGGUGUGAAUAAUGCGGUAGAGCAUCUCCUUGAACUUGCUGACAGACUGAAGCAUGACUUUGGCUUCAGUGCUGAGGAUGUGAACAACAUAGACAGAGUUGUGGAGGCGCUACGGGACCUGGAGUCGGAGCGUACCGCUGCCCGUGAGAGGUUGGAAGCAGAGACAAUCAAGGCCAGCAUCCAGAGACACCGGCUGCAGUUCCUGCCCCAGCGUAUAGCACAGGAGAUCACAGAUGCUGUAGAGUCAGCCAAGAAGUCCAAUGCUGAAGCCAUUGUUCAGCUGAAGAAGCAGCUAGAGGACAUCAACAAGAACAUUGUGUACCUUGAGGGACACCAGAAAAAACUGGAUGAGGAGAACGCCAGACUCCACCCUGAGAGGGAGCAGGUGAGACAGCUUCAUGAGGAGAUCAUCUCUCAGCUCAACCAGCGCAUGGCAGAGAAGGCCAGUAUGCAGAUCCAUUUGAAUGAGACGCGAGACAAAGUGCGGCAGACAAACCAGGAGAUAGUGGACCUGGAGGAUGGUAUACUGCAGCUGAAAGAGGACCUCAUCAAUGAGAGAGGUGAGGCCCGGGCUGAGAAGAGGCAGCUCAAGAAGGCAGUGGCUCAAACAUCAGACAAAACCAAGGAGCAGCGGCAGACCAAUAUAGAGAAGAAGAAAGAACUAGAUGGAUUACAUGGGAGACUGGUGGAAAGUGAAGGCAAACUGGACGCCUUAAGAAAGAGUCUGCGUCGCUAUGAAACCAACAAGGCCAAGUUGGAAGGUCAAGAGAGGGCUCUCACUGCACAGCUGCAGAAACAACUGAAACAGAACGAGGAGCUUAAAAGGAAAGGGCAUGCGAUCAUUCAGGAGGACAUGAAGCUUGAGAGAGAGUUCAUUGAGAACGAACUAAAACUCACCAACAAGCUGAAAAAGAUGGAGGUUGAUAUACAGCAUCAGACAACUAGAUUUGAUGAUCUCGACACAGAAAGAACAGAACUGAACUACCAGGUUGAGGACAUGUUGGCAAUAAAGGCAGAGGAUGCAGAGAGAGUUGCAGACCUGGAUGCAAAGCUGCAGGGAGAGAAGAGGAAUCUGUCCUCCAAGGCAGAGGAAGUGGGCGAACUGCAGGGACAAAACACCAAGAUGACAGAGGAGAUAGAGGCCAUUGGGGAGACACACAAGGCGGUGAUGGCCCAACUACAUAAGCAGAUAGAGGACUAUCGGGAACAGCUUUCCAGGGAGCGCAAGGAACGACUGGAGGUCCAGGAGAGGAAGAACUCAGUGUCCAAGGAACUGGAGGACUACAAGCUGGAGAACCAGCGCUUCAUGCAGGAGAUGAACACCACUAUCACACAGGGCAAACAGGAACACAUCGUCCUGUCCAAUGAGGGUGCCCAGCUGCAACGUGAGUUGAGAGAUGAUGACCAGGAGAUAGAAAAACUGGAGGCUCUACUGGAGGAGGAGCAGCAAAAGUACCAGCAGACCUUCACACAGCGUCAGACAGAGAUAGAGAACAUGGAGAAAGAUAUCAGCACGAUGGAGAUAAGCAUUGCAGAGAAGAAGCAGAAAAUAAUAGACAUAGAGCCAGGAUUUGCUGAUUUGGAGAAGGCUUUUGAAGAGAGAACUAAACUUUAUGAGAAACAGAAAAAGGACAUAGUUGAAUUGAAGGGUAAGAAGUCUCAGCUGGAGGAGCAGAUCAGAAAGGCCAAGGACAAGAAGGAGCGCAUGACCGGACCCCAGGAAAAGCUGCGUGCUGAGUUAAAGCAGAAGCGUCAUGAGGUGCUUUUUCAACUGAAACAUCAAGGGGAGGAAACCCAGGCCAUUGAGUCCGAGAUCUACUCCUCAGGCUGCAAGCUUAGAACCGUCUACGAUGAAAACAAACGAUUUGAGGAGGGAAUCAAAGCCCUCAAUGCAGAGAUAGAGGACAUCAGCUACCAAAUGGAGCAUAACGCGAAACUUAAGCUGAGUCUUCUGAUUGAAUUGGAACAUACCAAAAGUCAGCUAGAGAAGACGUGGGAUGAUGACCAGGAAACCCAGAAGCGGUUCGGUGCCCGUGACCAGGAGGUGGUUGAGGGCCUGGGGGCGCUGCUGGAGCGUACGGUGCGCCGUGAGGAGACCAUCUCCCACGUGACCUCACAACUAGAGGUGGAGCUGCAGUACUUGACAGCCUUCCUUGACAACCUGGCCAGCCGCAGACCCAAAGACUCUUACAUGAGUAACUGUCGCACUCCGACGCCAGGAAGCAUCAGUAAAAAACCCAGUAAAUCACACAAACCCCUCGUCUUCAGACUCCCGGGACGGCAGAAGACCUGGGAGUCGGGACAGUCGUCUGAGCGGUCUGAGUCGCGCAAGCUCAAGAAGCCAGGCCCUGGCGGACCUGGGGGACAAUAGCCCGUCCCGACCCCCCACCUCCAAGAGCAAUCGCAGUGGGCGCAGCGUCGUUAUUGCUGAGGAGAUCACGGAGAUAGAUCACGAGACUAGGACACUAACAAAGUCACCCACUAAACGUGUCUGAAUGACGUCCAGUAAAAUUAACAGGAAUUCCUUUCCAUAGAGUGAUAUAUAAUGUGCAUUUGAUUGUAUAAUAAAAAUAUCCGUAUCUGAUGUUAUAGCGCAUGUGAUAGCAUAAUACUGAAAUCUGAUUCGAGUACAGAAUUCCGAUUGAAAAUGACUAAAAACAGCCGAAAGUUGUACUGGCAACCGUUGUAUACCUUGACAGCCAAAAGUUAUACUGUUUUAGGUUUUUAAUAAAUUAUUUAUUUUA
This is a messenger RNA of Dreissena polymorpha, 2912 nucleotides long. Its product is annotated as paramyosin-like. Lineage: Eukaryota; Metazoa; Mollusca; Bivalvia; Myida; Dreissenidae. The transcript has 24 exons. The record is from RefSeq and is a predicted model, not a curated record. The coding region runs from base 146 to 2539 and encodes 797 amino acids.